UCUGCGUCCCUCAGGCGAGCGAGCCAGUCUCGCAGAGCUCCCACCGCUCAGCGAUGCAGUAGAGAUUAGCCCCAGACGCGUCAGCCUUCCAGCCUGCCUGCCUGCCUGCCAGGGUGAGGGGACCAGCGCUUCACCACCGCCAACCUCUGGUGCCAACCGAGAGCCAACCCAAACUGCUGCUGCCCUCUCUCUCUCUAGCCAUGACUCUCCUGACCGAGGAGAAGCCCUGCACGUCCCCUGAGCCGGGGAGCCACAUCACGGCCAUAGAGCUCGCCCCCAGCCUGCCGGACAGAUGCUGGGGUCCCAGCAAAGACCAGGACAAGGACCCGGAGAGCCUGGACGUGGGGCUCUCCGUGUUCGGCGCGGUGGAGCCUCCUCGGCGGUCACGCGGCCGUCUCGUCCUGCACGGCAUGGUCAUGUUUGGAAGGGAAUUCUGUUACGCUGUGGAGGCAGCGUUCGUCACACCCGUGCUGCUGAGUGUGGGACUCCCGCGGAGCCUCUACAGCCUGGUGUGGCUCAUCAGUCCCAUCUUGGGCUUCCUGCUGCAGCCGGUCAUCGGCUCGGCCAGUGAUUACUGCAAAUCGCCCUGGGGCCGGCGGAGGCCCUACAUUCUUUCUCUGGGGAUUAUGAUGUUGGUCGGCCUGACGCUGUUUCUCAAUGGUGAUGCUGUCAUAUCAGCCAUAGUGCAAGACAAGACAUUGAAGACCACAUGGGCCAUUGUUGUGGUCAUGGCUGGAGUGGUCCUGUUUGACUUUGCAGCGGACUUCAUUGAUGGGCCUGUCAAGGCGUAUUUAUUUGACGUUUGCUCCUACCAGGACAAAGAGAGAGGCCUGCACUAUCAUGCUCUGCUCACGGGUCUUGGCGGUGCUUUUGGAUACCUAAUUGGAGCCAUGGAUUGGGGUCAUUCUUUCCUGGGCACUCUGCUGGGUUCCGAGUACCAGGUAAUUUAUUUUUUCUCUGCCCUGACCUGGGGCGUGUUCCUCAUCGUGCACCUGUGCAGCAUCCCAGAGAAGCCCCUCGGCCGCGAGUGCAGAGCGGACUCCUGCUCCUCCUCAGCCCCCAACACGCUCCUCCUGGGGAGGAACAACAACGCGGGCUACGGGGCUCUCCCCAAGGAGCCCUGUCCCGUGAUGGUGCCUGCACCGGAAAUCAGACCACGCUCCUUCUCAGCACUGAGCGAAGCCAACGCCGUCACACCCAGCGCCAAACAGCCCAACAAGGAAGUGCAGAAACGGAUGUCACUGAAGAGUCUGCUACUGGCCAUGAUAUAUAUGCCCAGUCACUACCGCUACUUGUGCAUCUGCCAUUUACUGGGCUGGACGGCCUUCCUCUGCAAUAUGCUCUUCUUCACUGACUUCAUGGGACAGAUUGUUUACAAGGGGAACCCGUACGCUGACCACAACUCUACGGCGUACGCCACGUAUGAGAGAGGGGUGGAGAUCGGCUGCUGGGGUCUGUGCAUCAACGCCGUGUCGUCUGCGCUCUACUCCUAUGCCCAGAGAUUGCUGCUGCCCUACAUUGGCCUGAAGGGACUCUAUUUCGUGGGCUACUUCAUGUUUGGCCUGGGCACCAGUCUCAUUGGUCUGUUCCCCAACGUCAUUGCCACCCUGACACUCUGCAGUGUGUUUGGAGUGAUGUCCAGCACAUUGUACACCAUGCCAUUCAACCUCAUCUCGGAAUACCACAAGGAGGAGGAGGAACAGAGGAAAUUGGGAACUGUGGAUUCCUCUCGGCGUGGUUGUGGCACAGGCGUGGACUGUGCUGCUCUCACGUGUAUGGUGCAGCUUGCUCAAAUCAUCGUCGGCGCUGGACUUGGGGCACUGGUCAAUCUGGCAGGCAGUGUCAUAGUGGUGGUCCUUUCAGCAUCAACAGUGUCACUUAUGGGCUGUCUCUUCAUCGCACUCUUCAUCAGACAUGUGGAUUAAACUUUGUAAAAAGUAUAUGUAUAAAAUUAUAUAAUAAAAAUACUAACUACCUUUCAUUGGCUUGUUAUUUGUGAUUUGAAAUCACAAAUUCACAAAUGGUCACAAAAUUCAUGUAAAGGAUGGUGUUUAUUUUUAUGUUGUAUUAAAGAUUUGUACAUUAA
Messenger RNA from Alosa alosa (allis shad), 2086 nucleotides. It is a transcript of the gene slc45a2, whose product is annotated as solute carrier family 45 member 2. The coding region runs from base 201 to 1925 and encodes 574 amino acids. The transcript is spliced from 7 exons. NCBI's taxonomy places the organism in Eukaryota, Metazoa, Chordata, Actinopteri, Clupeiformes, Clupeidae. Gene Ontology annotation, biological process: transmembrane transport. Gene Ontology annotation, molecular function: sucrose:proton symporter activity. Gene Ontology annotation, cellular component: membrane. The record is from RefSeq and is a predicted model, not a curated record.